Messenger RNA from Exophiala aquamarina CBS 119918, 1044 nucleotides. RefSeq lists its product as uncharacterized. Gene Ontology annotation, biological process: transport. The record is from RefSeq and is a predicted model, not a curated record. Bases 1 to 1044 code for a protein of 347 amino acids. Gene Ontology annotation, molecular function: transporter activity. The transcript is spliced from 4 exons. NCBI's taxonomy places the organism in Eukaryota, Fungi, Ascomycota, Eurotiomycetes, Chaetothyriales, Herpotrichiellaceae.
AUGGGGGAAUGUCCAGCGAUCGAAGGAUCAGGUACACUAACUGGCGAGCCGAUCACUGGUACUCUCACGUUCAAAAGCCUCAUCACAUACAUCAACUACGCAUGUCUUGGACUCACGCUCAUUCUGUGGCUGGUACUGGCAAUUCCGCACCUGAGGCGGUACAGGGCUCCUGACGAGCAACGGCCUAUUUUUCGCAUCAUAUCAACGCCUCUCGUUUUCGCCAUUUUUGCUCUCAUAUCCGUGCAUGUCUACACAGCGGCCGAGUACGUGGAUCCUAUAGCCAACCUCUACGAAGCAUACGCUCUUGCUUCGCUGUUUUUGCUGUAUGUCCAUUACGUUGUCCCAGAAGCGCGCAAUCGGAACGAAUUCUUUCGCAAUCUGGAGGCCAAGGCAAGGGACGGAAAACCAAUUCGGGAUGGCAGCAUACGUUGGUUUAUGCGUAUAUGGAGAACUGUGUUCUUCUUCGUGGUGAUCUACACGAUUCUAAUUAUCGUCCAAGAAAUCCUCCAGGCAACUGGCCACGUCUGUUCAACAACCAAGAAAGGAAAACGUGGGCAGAUCAUUCUAUCCGUGUUACAGACAAUUUCCAUGGUAUAUGCUCUCCUGGCAAUCCUGAGAUUUCAGCGACGUUUGAAAAAAUACAUGGAAGGACGACGGGCAAUUAUGAAAUUGAUUUCAUUCAAGCUAUUCGUCGCAAUCCAGGUGCUCCAGCGCUUCAUUUUCAGCAUAGUGAGCACACAGGUCCAAGGCGGGGCCAAGGUCACCCAUCUCGAUAUCUCUAUCGGCCUACCUGCGCUGUUAACCUCAAUUGAAAGUUUGAUUUUCAGCGUCUGGUUCUACUUCACCUUCCACUCGAAAGAAUACCAAGAAGUAGUGGACACAGGAGACAAGAAAUACAGCAUGUUCCGCGCGCUGCUGCACGCUCUGAAUCCCAUCGAUAUCAUACAUGGAGUCAUCAUUGCGUUCACACCGGGGAAGACUCCGUCGUUUGGGAACCAUGAUCAGGUGUCGACCAUUCACCAUGGUGCGACCAAGCCCGUCUGA